This is a messenger RNA of Pseudophryne corroboree (corroboree frog), 4815 nucleotides long. RefSeq names its product DEAD-box helicase 3 X-linked (gene DDX3X). NCBI's taxonomy places the organism in Eukaryota, Metazoa, Chordata, Amphibia, Anura, Myobatrachidae. Gene Ontology annotation, molecular function: RNA binding; RNA helicase activity; ATP binding. Gene Ontology annotation, biological process: gamete generation; cell differentiation. The record is from RefSeq and is a predicted model, not a curated record. The transcript has 19 exons. The coding region runs from base 261 to 2420 and encodes 719 amino acids. Gene Ontology annotation, cellular component: nucleus; P granule.
GGCCGGCUCGCCCGGGCGUUCAGUUGGGAGCAAUCUCUCGUACUGUUCGCGUCGCAAGUAAUCGUCAUUUCACCGAUAUACAAGCGGCAGCAACCAUCCCGUUGACAUAGUUAUUGUGUUUUUUUUUUUUUUGUAAAUUGUGAAGUGUUACCGAGUGUGAGAAACCCGAAACCGGCGUAAUCCUCCCCCUGUCAUCCGUAUACCGAAAGACAGCGACCAUUUUCCUGCUCGAGGGAUCCCGGCCUCCUUACCGCUUAGUUAUGAGUCAUGUGGCCGUCGAAAAUGUUCACGGUCUAGACCAGCAGUUUGCUGGCCUGGACUUGAAUUCUGCUGACGCAGAGGGUGGUAGUUCAACUAAAGGCCGAUAUAUUCCUCCUCACUUAAGAAACAAAGAAGCUUCAAGACUUGGUUAUCCAAGGUGUCAGUACCCAGCUGUAGAUGUGUAUAAGGGCUACGGUGAUUGGUGGUCCCAAAGAAAUGAUUCAAACUGGGAUUCUGGUCGGGGAGGAAAUGGCUACAUAAAUGGAGCUAGUGAUGACCGGGUGAAUGGGUGUGAUCGAACUGGAUAUGCCAGUAGGGGUACUACUGGUCGCACUGACAGAGGCUUUUAUGACAGAGAUAACUCUGGGUGGAAUUCAGGGAGAGACAAAGACGCAUACAGCAGUUUCGGGUCGCGUAGUGACCGUGGUAAAUCAGGUGUAUUUAGCGAUAGAGGAAAUGGAACUAGGAGAUCUGAUGAUCGUCGCACAGAUGGCUUUGAUAGUGGUUCUAAUCGUGGUGACAAAAGUGGUUUUGGUAGAUAUGAUCGAGGGAACAGUCGUUGGGCAGAUGAGAGAAAUGAAGAAGAUGACUGGUCAAAACCUCUUGCAGCAAAUGAACGUACGGAACAAGAACUCUUCUCCGGAAGCAACACCGGCAUUAACUUUGAAAAGUAUGAUGACAUUCCAGUUGAAGCAACAGGCAAUAACUGCCCGCCACAUAUCGAUAUUUUCCAGGAUGUCCACAUGGGAGAGAUAAUUAUGGGAAAUAUUCAACUCACCCGUUAUACCCGACCAACUCCAGUACAGAAGCAUGCCAUUCCCAUCAUCAUAGGGAAGAGGGACUUGAUGGCUUGUGCCCAGACAGGUUCUGGAAAAACUGCAGCAUUUCUGUUGCCCAUUUUAAGUCAGAUAUAUGCAGAAGGUCCUGGAGACACAAUGAAGCACUUAAAGGAUAAUGGAAGAUAUGGACGGCGCAAACAGUUUCCACUAUCUCUUGUAUUGGCUCCAACAAGAGAGCUGGCAGUUCAAAUCUAUGAGGAAGCACGAAAGUUUGCAUACAGAUCCAAAGUUCGUCCAUGCGUUGUUUAUGGUGGAGCAGACAUUGGGCAACAGAUUCGAGACUUAGAACGGGGUUGCCACUUGCUUGUUGCCACACCUGGCCGCCUUGUUGACAUGAUGGAACGGGGAAAAAUUGGGUUGGACUGUUGCAAAUAUCUAGUGCUGGAUGAAGCAGACAGAAUGCUUGACAUGGGGUUUGAGCCUCAAAUUAGGAGAAUUGUCGAGCAAGACACAAUGCCUCCAAAGGGUGUUCGUCAGACCAUGAUGUUUAGUGCUACCUUCCCCAAGGAAAUCCAGAUUCUUGCUCGUGAUUUCCUGGAUGAAUACAUAUUCUUGGCAGUAGGAAGAGUUGGCUCCACAUCUGAAAAUAUAACACAAAAAGUUGUCUGGGUGGAGGAAACUGAUAAACGCUCAUUUUUAUUGGAUCUUCUCAAUGCAACAGGAAAAGAUUCAUUAACGCUGGUGUUUGUGGAAACUAAAAAGGGUGCUGAUGCACUUGAGGACUUUCUCUACCAUGAAGGAUAUGCUUGCACAAGUAUCCAUGGAGAUAGGUCACAAAGAGACAGAGAAGAAGCACUUCAUCAGUUCCGUUCUGGAAAAAGCCCAAUCCUUGUUGCCACUGCUGUUGCAGCCAGAGGACUUGAUAUUUCAAAUGUCAAGCAUGUUAUAAAUUUUGACUUGCCUAGCGACAUUGAAGAAUAUGUACAUCGAAUUGGCCGUACAGGCCGUGUGGGUAAUUUGGGUCUUGCAACGUCCUUUUUCAAUGAAAAGAAUAUAAAUAUAACAAAAGACUUACUGGAUCUACUAGUAGAAGCAAAGCAAGAAGUACCUUCUUGGCUGGAGGGCAUGGCCUAUGAUCAACAUCACAAGACUAGUAGUCGUGGCCGUUCCAAGAGUCGAUUUAGUGGUGGGUUUGGCGCCAGAGACUACAGGCAGAGCAGUGGCGCUAGCAGCGGCUUUGGUAGCAGCCGUGGAGGUAGGAGCAGUGGUCAUGGUGGCAGCAGGGGAUUUGGCGGAGGUGGAUACGGUGGAUUCUAUAACAGUGAUGGCUAUGGAGGAAACUAUGGCGGCAGCUCCAGUGUGGAUUGGUGGGGCAACUAAAACUGUCCGCAACAGAAAUGACUCAACAGCUAAUAUGGAAACCACAUGUAACCUAGCCAGACUAUACCUUGUGUAGCUUCAAGAACUUGUACAUUACCAGCUGUGAUUCUCCACUGAAUUUUAUUUUCAAGGGAGCUCUGGGCCAUGAAGAAAACAAUGACGUGAAAAAGAGAGCCCUACUCUGAAGAUGUUGGAAGAUUUCAUUGCUGUAGUUUUGGAUUAUUUCCCAAGUCCACCCCUCUCCCAACAACUGCAUUUAUUUUGACUGAGGAUAAUUUGUUUAUGUACUGUGCCUUUAACUUUAGACAACGUUUUAUUUUGAUGUCCUGUUGGCUCAGUAUUGCUCAAGACAUAAAAUGCAAAGAGAAAAUAAAUCUAUUGAACUUGGGCGAAUCAAACCUUGGCACACAGGUGUGAUACAACACAAAACAGGAAUCGUUUCAUCCAUGCAUUAAUAUUAUAAGCAUAAAAUAAACUUGUGCAGUAAGCCUGCAUUAGGGCUUCUGUUAACUUUGCCAUUUGAGGCAAGACCUUGAAGCAUAUCAGAAUAGUUCUAAUGUGGCAAACUGUACAAAGUUAAGUUCUGAUUUGCUCACUCUAUCCUGGAAAGGUACUUAGAACCUGAAGUCUUUUUCAAUAAGCCAUUCCAGUCACAUAGGUGUAUGAGAUUAUUCAUACACAACACUGUUUUCAGAGGACGCAAUACAGCUAUUCCUUUAACAAUGUUUAGGCAGAAGAGUAACUUGUGAGCUAGCCACAAAUGGGCCAAACAUUACAGGGAACGUUAACGAUCUGAAACUUGAAAUAGUUUUUAGGAGGUAUCAUCAUUAAAUUUACUUGCGCCUGUCAUGAAUAAUGUCAGAAUGGCUGACCACAGCAGUAUGUGGUUCUGUGACAGGCCUGGCUGAUUUUGGUCUAAUAACGCAUGCUAGUGUUAAUGUUUUUUGGUCAAGAGGGUAUGAACAGAAAGAAUUAUGCAGCAGGCUUUAUUUUAAUGCAGAUUCACAUUACUCUGUUCAAGCUGCGUUGAAAGGAUAUAAACAUACUUGGCUUACAGUAGACUUUGUAAAAUGGCUCCAGAUGAGUAAAUUUAAAUCUUAAGAUCAAUGGUGGAAAAAAUGUACAUGACUGCACAAGGUGUAAUAUCUGUAAACGUGUGCAGUUUAGUCAGUUUUAGUUGCAUAGGUUUCCAUUGUAUUUAGUAUGUCAAUGCUAAAUCUGGCCAAAGAGUAAUUCCCACCUUCUAACAUCUCUGCCACUUGAAAUUUAGCUUACUCUAGAUGUAGUUGAAUUUAAACAACUUAUGUGGCAUAGGGAUGGUAUAAAUCUAAAGUGCAAUAGAUUUCACAAGUGUUGUGCCUUGCUCUAAAGCUUUUUGUAGGUGCACUUGACAGUAUUGAGGUCAUUGUUAUGGUGCUAUUUAAAAUAUAGGUGGCCCUUGUACAUUUUUGCCCAUAACUUUAUACUAAACGUCUUUUAUUGCACAUUCAAAGAAUUUUUAUACAAGUCUUGUGUACGUGUCCUUAACCUCAAAUCUUAUUUUUAUCUCUUUGCAAUGGCAAAUACACUGCUUAGAGUCUAGGGCAAGAUUGAGACUUAUUGGGACCAUGGGAAUGAUAGAUGGGGAAGCAAACUAUUUUGCACACAAUGGAUUUCUAGAUACUUUUUGCUGCUAGUUUUGUGUAAUAUUUAUUGAACAUUUUGACAAAUAUUUAUUUUUGUAAGCCUAAGUGAUUCUUUGAAAGCUUAAAGAAACUUGACCAAAAGACAGUACAAAAACACUGGCACUUGAAUGUUGAAUGUCAACGUAUGCGUGAAAUUAUAUAUUUCGGGGUAGUGUGAGCUUUUAAUGUUAAGUCAUAUUAAACUCUUAAGUCAAAUUAAGCAGACCCAGUAUUGGCUGAGCAGCCAUAACUUUCUGGUGUAAUUAAAAUAAAAUUGGCAAUUUAAAAUUAAACAUGCCAAGGUUUUGAUACACUUGUCUUAAGAUAUUAAUGAAACACUUCAGAACAUUGAUGUGAAGUGUCCAGAUUCUCAGAUGUUUGUUGCGUGAGUUUUGUUUAGUUGUGUGGUUUAAAUUUUUUUUAUUUUUAUUUCAGUGAAUGUCUGGCACAUUGCAAUCCUCAAACAUGUGGUUAUCUUUGUCAUACUGGUAAAAUUGGUGACUUGUGUAUUCAAUGAUUACAUAUUAGCAAGUAUUUUUUGGCAAUACCUUUUUAACAAGAUAAGGUUCAUAAAUUUAUAUGCAAAUAAUAGAUUUGAACUUGCUAUAUGUCAAAAUUGACCCUCAAGUCGCUCUAGUUUAGUAAUUGCUUAUUGUACUAGUUUAGAUGCUUAGCACUGCAUGUGCUGUGCAUUACUGGUUUUAUUAAAAUAAAAGUUGAAUGGCAAACAA